AUGUACGAUCUCAAAGACUUAACUUCUGGAGAACCCAAGCUACAAAUAAAAGAAGAAUGUUUGAAGGAAAAUCAUCUAGAGAGUCUGUUAAACAUUCUUGAUAAAAAGUCUACACAUGAUAACAAAACAAAACCCACUAAUGAAAUCAGUGAAGCUGAUGCUGUUGACUUUUUCAUCAAAAUUUGGGACGAUGAACCAGAUACAGAACCAAGUCUUGCUGCAGAGGGAGGGUUGGAAACAAGUGAAGAAACUUUGGCAGAUGAUGCUGAUUCUGUUGGCCUAAUCAGAAGGGAACUACAGGAACGCUUUAGUGGUAUGGAGAUCACAAAGCAAGAAAGAGCAUCUUAUAUGCCUUUUCAUAUUAAAGUAGAAAAAGAAAAAAAUUCUUUCUUUCAUCCCUCUUAUAAACCUGUGCCUAUUAAACAAAAAAUACCAGAUGGUAAAGAACCCAGAAACAUUGCUGAUGAAGGAUUCUUUGUUGGGAAGAAACCAUUUGUAUCAAAAAGGAAUAUAAACAGACUAGAAAGCAGAUUGGUUCAGCAAAAAGAACUUCAUUGGUUUGGUGAGGAUGGCAAAGUAAAAAUGCUUUCAGAUCCUGUGUGUAAUGAACCAUAUAGGCAGAUACUUGAAGAUAAUCCUGAAGAAUUUCCUGCCCUUGAAUAUGUUAAAGCGUCUGUAAAAUCGAACAAGUUGAGAUUGAAUGUUGAUAAAGACAAACAGUACCAAUUGGACUUAGAUCUGUCAUCCAUUUCAUUUGUCCAUCAUCCUCUAUUUAGUGCUGAGCAUGUGAUUGAGUCUCGUUUACUGCAGAUGUAUGAAAAGUAUUAUUGUAAUGAAAAGAAGGAUCUGGUUAAUAAUUUGCAACAAAAGUUGAAGGCUUUAAGAGCUGCCGUUUCUAAUAUAAAGAAAAGCAUGCGAGUUGGAAUGCAAGAAACCUCUGUUAAUAAUGAGAGAUUAACACGACUCAAACAGUAUUCAAAUGAUAUUAGGCAAACUAAAAGAAUGAGAGAUUGGAAAGAAUCUGAACAAAAAAUAUUGUGGAAGGACAUUAUUGAUACAUGGGAAGAACUAAAAAAGCGUCGUCAAACCCAAGGAUUUACUUCUACUUCCUUCAAUCUUAAAAUACAUAGAGAAAGAACAGAUGAAGCCAUUGAAAAAGAGGAGUGGGAAAGAGAGCUGCUUGAUGAAUUGGAGGAGGAAAUGGAAGAAUAUGAAUCAUGUUCUGAAAAGCUUUUUCAAGAAUAUGAAACUGCUCUUAAUAAAUGGAAACAAUGGAACAAGGCUCAAAAACUUGCUAAAAAACGACAAAAAAUACGGGAAAAGCUUUUAAAGAAAACUCAAGAUGAAGAAAGUGAUAUUCCUGAAGAUUUAAAUGCUACAAAGCUAGAAGAUGAAAAAAUAUUAGCAGAACCAGAACUUCCAAAACCAAAACCUGUUUCAAAGUUUAACUCAGCUGCCACAUUAGAAAAACUGAGGAAUAAUGCUAUUAAAAUGAGAAGAAAUCCUGGUGAUCCUAAACUUCAUAUUACUGUAGAUCAUGAUAUUCCAAUAACACCAUCAAGUCAGUGCCCAAGGGAGGAAGUUUAUAGGCGAAAUGCUGUUUCUAAGACUAAGCUAUAUUUUAAAAUUAUGUACAAUAAUAAGAAAGUGGCUGAGACAUGUGAAAGAAGUCUAAGUCAAGAUUUCAAGGCAGUAUGGGGACAGAUUUUUAAAAUUCAAAUUGUUCAGUAUCCUCAGAGUUUGCAGAUUGAGAUUUUAGAAAGUGGAUUCUUUAGUGGAUAUCAUUUUGCGGAGUUAUUUAUUCCUGUUCCCAAUGUUUCUCAAACUGCAUUGAACAGCAAACUUAUUGACCACCAGUUUAGCUCUGAUAAAUACGUGUCACCUAAAUAUGCUUCUGUUGGAAGUGGUGUAUCAUUCAAGUUUCACAAUGGCACAGAGACUUUCUUACUAAGUAGUGGUGUUUUGAAAUGCAGUCUAGUUUGGGGUGUGUCUGAUGAUGGAGCUGUUCUUGUCCCACCAUUCCUUGAAAGUCCUUUGAAGGAUGCAAGAGUUGGACCUUCAUUGUCUUAUUUAACUUCUGGUAGAUUUUUCAGCAUUGCUAAAUUGCUCAGGUGGAUAAAGAACUCUAACUUGGAUCCUCACAAUCCAGAAAAUUUUGAAUUGUUCCAGAUUUUUCAAGAUUUGGGUGUUAGUGAUACUAUUUCUGAAGAAAGCACCGACUAUUUCCGUUUGGAUCCAUUUCAAGAUGAACUUGAUUUUUGUACUUCAGAAGAAAUAGAAAAUAACAAGCGUUUUCAACUGUUGCAGCUUAGAAAUCAAGAUGCUUCAUUCUUUCGAAAUUUAACCAUGAUUCCAUCAGAUGAGAAAGAUCUUUCAGAGGAAAUGUUGCAAGUACGAGAGGAAGUGGCCAAACGUUUUUAUGUGUCACAACACCAAAAGAUGUUUGAAGAUAUAGUCAUUGAAGAGAAAGUGCCUAGCAUUGGAAUGAUUGGUUUUAGUCUCUUGAAACUGUUUCAAACAAAACGUCCUUUGUAUCCUGCUCGGAAAGAUAGGAAAAAAAUUAACCUUGCUUCUACCAAUAUGGACGUCAAAAUAAUAUUUAGAAUAUUACAUGCAUCUAAUGUUCCAGUCAGAAAGGACGUUCAACCUGUAAAAGAAAAGACUGAAAAGAAUGAUUUUGAAACCUCCAUUCAAUUUGAAAGCCAAGUUCAACCAUUUGUUGAAGUGAUGUUUCAGAGAACGGCGGUUAAAACUGGGAUAGCUGAUGGCCCACAUCCUACAUGGAACCAGGAAAUCGAAUUGCCUUUUUGUGCUCCAAAUAAUAAUUACAGCCCAGCAAGCCUUGAAACUGUUAAGGAUGUUAUUUAUAUUAAUUUGUUUGAUGAAGUUACCGUAGAUCUCCUUGAUGAUGAUGUUGAACGUGGUACAGUGGUAUAUGAGAGAUUGGAGAGAAGGUGGCUUGGAAAUCUAAAAGUGCCUUUUACUACUUUAUACUUAAAUUCUAAGAUAGAAGGUACAUUUCGAAUAAAUGUACCACCUGUACUACUUAGUUAUGAAAAUGAGCCACGACCUUGGCUUUCUGGUUUAAGUGGUGUAUCUGAAGGUCAUACAUACCUUUCAUUUUUCAUGACCAUUGAGCCUUGUUUACCUUUGCCAGAAAUUUUUAGAGAUCAGUGUGAUAGUGGAGAACCAGAAAAAGUUUUAUAUGAAGUGGAAAAAUGGCGCCAAUCUGUGAUUCCCAGGUAUCCUGAUCGGAUAAUCAAGUUGAUGUCAGUUGAUUUGAGUGGGAAAUGGAUAUUUAUUACCCGGUUUCUACGCCCUCUAGAGCCACCCGAAGAAUUACUAUUUGGCAAUAAGGAGUCGGUUGAGACAAUGGAAUUAUUGGCUCGUUUUGUGUCACUUAUCCCAACUGUGUCGGAUAGCAUUGCGUUUCCUGGACUGUGUGAUAUAUGGAGCACAUCUGAUCAAUUUUUGCAAAUGCUUUGUGGAGAUGAGGAAGAGCAUGCAAUUCUUCUGUGCAAUUAUUUCCUGCAUCUGGGCAAACGAGCAAUGCUCCUUUUAGGAUUGGGCAUUCCGGAAGGUCCUACUGCAUAUGUGGUGACAUGGCAGAGUUCUAAUGAUGUGUGGGUGUGGAAUGCAUCUACAGGAGAUCACUUCAGUGUUCAAGACAAUCAUAAUCCUCUACAGAGUGUUGGAUGUUUGAUUAGUGUUGAUAAUGUAUGGGCUAAUAUACAGAGAAGCAAUCAUCCCUCAAGAAUAAAUUUUGAUGUCACUAAAAUGAGCGAUUGGAAACCCUUUUUUUCUCGUAGCUUGCAUAAUCCUGGACUAAGAAGUAUACAGCCAUCUGUGCUGAGAUACAGUAAAACUGAUCCCAAAUAUGUGCAAGAACUGCAAGAAAGUUUGGCCAGUGGACUCCAAAACAGCAUUAUUAAGUGGAGGCACAAAAUCCCUACAUCUUGGAAUGAAGACUGCAACAAAGUUCUGUACAAGAUCUUAACAAGGCUUGAAAGAAAUGCUGGAAGAACAGCCAGUGAUGAUUCCCUUCAAGAGUUAGAGCAGAUAUUAAGUGCUUAUAAGAUGAAUGGUUUUCCUUUAACUAUGCCAUACACAGAAAAUGAAGCAGUGAUUGAAGCAGUUUUUGCAACAGGGGUUCACUUAACUGAAGACAAAAAUGCUGAAUUCUCUCUAGCUGUUUAUAUUCACCCAUAUCCAUGCUCCAUACUUGCAAUCUGGGUAUAUGUUGCAGUUUUAAUACAACGAAGACAUGUGAAAGAAACUGAAGAGGAUGAAUAAAUUAUAAAAGUCAUUUUAAACUAUUUCUUUAAAUAAAAAGGAAUUAUUAGGACUGCAGAG
Uloborus diversus is the source of this 4353-nucleotide messenger RNA. It is a transcript of the gene Cc2d2a, whose product is annotated as coiled-coil and C2 domain-containing protein 2A-like. Lineage: Eukaryota; Metazoa; Arthropoda; Arachnida; Araneae; Uloboridae. Gene Ontology annotation, cellular component: ciliary transition zone. Gene Ontology annotation, biological process: non-motile cilium assembly; protein localization to ciliary transition zone. The record is from RefSeq and is a predicted model, not a curated record.